AUGGCAAGAAAUGUAAAUCAUAAUAAAACAGCGAAUUAUUCGUACAAAAUUUUACUGUUAGGUGACUAUAAUGUUGGUAAAUCUUCUAUAUAUUGUCGAUUUAAAGAUAAUCAGUUCAAGGAAGUGUCAAAGCUGACAGUUGGCGCUGAUAAUUUUGGUAAAGUAUACGAACUAGAGGAGCAAAAUGUUACCCUUGUACUUUGGGAUACAGUUGGGACUGAGCGAUUUCGAACUCUUACAAGAAACUAUUUUCGGAAUGCUGAUGCUUGUCUUCUUGUAUUCAGCUAUGAUGAGCCAGAUUCUCUCACUAGCCUAACCCAGUGGGUUGAAGACAUCAACAAUUUUGCAGAAAAUGCUUUGAAAGUAUUAGUUGGCAACAAAUGUGAUUUAAAGAGCCAAACUACUUCAGACAAAAUAAAAGCUUUUGCCCAUCAUCAUGACUGUGAUAUAGUUUUCAUUGUUUCUGCAAAGACAGGAGAAGGAAUAGACGAGAUGUUUCGAACUGUUGCACAAAAAUUAUCUUCUCGAAACAGUGAAGUUCGCAACAAUCAAAUUCUUUUCGAAAAAGAUGUUCACCAGUUACAAUCUCAGGAAUCUAAAAUGAACUGUUGUUGAUGGCUUUGAGAACAUAUUCACUGAAGUCCUGAUCCAUGUCAUAAAAAGACUUCAACAGAAUUAGUUUACCAUAAUUCCAGAAAUGUACGUUUUCAAUGUCUUCUAAAAAUUUUCGUUCCAUGGAGAAGCAAUCUCAAAUUAGUGAUGGCUUAUUCGUUCGUUAUAGUUUGUGGAACUUUGUUGUGAUGUUUUCUGAUUUCUUAUACCUUGUUUUGAAAUGAAUUUCCCAUCUGUUAAUCAGGAUUGGGUUUUAGAUUGUCCGAAACAG
Uloborus diversus is the source of this 883-nucleotide messenger RNA. RefSeq names its product ras-related protein ORAB-1-like. Gene Ontology annotation, cellular component: trans-Golgi network. The record is from RefSeq and is a predicted model, not a curated record. The transcript is spliced from 4 exons. Lineage: Eukaryota; Metazoa; Arthropoda; Arachnida; Araneae; Uloboridae. Bases 1 to 615 code for a protein of 204 amino acids. Gene Ontology annotation, molecular function: GTP binding; GTPase activity.